Messenger RNA from Nematolebias whitei (Rio pearlfish), 1205 nucleotides. RefSeq names its product prostaglandin E2 receptor EP1 subtype-like. The record is from RefSeq and is a predicted model, not a curated record. Gene Ontology annotation, biological process: inflammatory response; positive regulation of cytosolic calcium ion concentration; adenylate cyclase-activating G protein-coupled receptor signaling pathway. Lineage: Eukaryota; Metazoa; Chordata; Actinopteri; Cyprinodontiformes; Rivulidae. The transcript has 2 exons. The coding region runs from base 1 to 1110 and encodes 369 amino acids. Gene Ontology annotation, molecular function: prostaglandin E receptor activity; thromboxane receptor activity. Gene Ontology annotation, cellular component: plasma membrane.
AUGCUGGCGAUGCAGCCCCUCACAGCCUCGGGCGUCCAGGCCUCCUCUAAACGAACCGUCAUGGAGCCCGACAUGCAUUGUCCACAUAACGGCACGUCUCAGAACCCGGCGUCCGCGAGCCUCAACAUGACUCUGGGCAUCGUCUUCAACAUCGUGGCUCUCAUCAUCCUCGUCAAAGCCUACAACCGCUUUCGCCGGAGGUCCAAGGCCACCUUUCUGCUCUUCGCCAGCUCCCUUGUGGCCACAGAUCUGGCGGGGCAUGUCGUCUCUGGAGCGCUGGUGCUGAGGAGGUACACGGCGAGCUCUAAGAGCAAUUACACGUUUAAGGGUGACCCUGCGAACCCUGACGCCCCCUGUCAGUUUCUGGGGGGCUGCUUGGUGUUUUUCGGCCUGUGCCCACUCUUCCUGGGCUGUGCCAUGGCUGCUGAGCGGUGCCUGGGCGUCACCAAGCCGCUGCUGCACGCCCGCCUGGUGACCACAGCGAGGACCAAAAUAGCCCUCUCCAUGAUCUGGUUCCUGGCUCUCUGUGUGGCCCUGCUGCCUUUCUUCCACCUGGGUGACUACACGUACCAGUACCCAUGGACAUGGUGCUUCAUCCGGGUGAUGAAGGACACGAAGUCCACAGAUCUGGCCUUCGUGAUGCUCUUCUCUGGCCUGGCGUUCAGCUCUCUGGCUCUGGCCUUUGUGUGCAACACCAUCAGCGGGAUCACGCUCAUCAAAACCAGGAUGAAGAAGAAGUCCAGCUCCCAGCGCUUCUCGGCCAGGUCUCAUGACACAGAGAUGGUGGUCCAGCUGGUGGGCAUCAUGGUCACCUCAUGCAUCUGCUGGAGCCCUCUGCUGGUCUUUGGACUGAUGUCAGCCACACGCUCCUACUUAAAAUCCCAGCAGAGUGUCGAGGACACCUGCAUGUACAGCAAGCUCAUGAUGACCGGAGUCAGAAUGGCCACCUGGAACCAGAUCCUGGACCCGUGGGUCUACAUCCUGCUGCGACGGGCCAUCCUCAGAAAAAUCUAUCGCAUCACCAAAAAGCAGGUCAGCUUCAAGGGAAGCACUUUCCGCUCAGUCCGAUGGGACGUUGGCUCCCUCCAAAAGACAGAGAAAAACUGUUAAACCAUUUAAAGGAGGAGGAACUGAAACUUGGUGUUACUUUCAAAGAGACGUUUUUUUUUUUAAUAUGGAAGGGGAGUUGCCCUAACGGAGAUAUG